Cricetulus griseus (Chinese hamster) is the source of this 4229-nucleotide messenger RNA. The record is from RefSeq and is a predicted model, not a curated record. Lineage: Eukaryota; Metazoa; Chordata; Mammalia; Rodentia; Cricetidae.
UAGGUGCGCGCUUCCGGGUUGGCGACCGCGGCGAGCCGAGGAUCUGCUCGCAGUGGCGGUGGGGGGGGGGAGCAGCCACGGCGCUGCCAGCUGGGUCCCCUCUAGGUGGCCGGGUGGACUGGCCGCGGCAGGACCCCGCUGGGCGGCCCGACAGCCUCUCCGGAAUCUGGAGAAAAUGGCAGAGACAACACCAGAGACUUCUGGGCAGCUUGUUGUGCACGCAGACACUCACAGUGACACUGUCCUGGCUAGCCUUGAGGACCAGAGGAAAAGAGGCUUUCUUUGUGAUAUUACUUUAAUCGUGGAGAAUGUGCAUUUCCGAGCCCACAAAGCCUUACUUGCUGCCAGCAGCGAGUAUUUCUCGAUGAUGUUUGCGGAGGAGGGCGAGAUUGGCCAGUCUAUUUAUAUGUUGGAAGGCAUGGUUGCAGACACCUUUGGGAUCCUGCUGGAAUUUAUCUAUACAGGUUAUCUACAUGCCAGCGAGAAAACUACAGAACAGAUCCUGGCUACUGCGCAAUUCUUAAAAGUCUAUGAUCUGAUAAAGGCUUACACAGAUUUCCAGACUAACCACAGCUCGUCAAAGCCAACGGCUUUGAAUGGCACUGGUACUCCAGUAGUUGUUAUUUCUAAUAAGAAGAAUGAUCCUCUAAAACGGAAACGGGGAAGACCGAGAAAAGGCAAUAGUAUACAGGAGGGGAAAUCAGAACUAGCUGCAGAGGAAGAAAUGCAGCUAAGAGUGAACAAUUCAGUUCAGAACAGACAAAACUUUGUGGAUAAAGAAGGAGACGGUGUGGAACUGAGUGAACAAAUGCCAAAAGAAAAGGAAUCUGAGCCCACUGGUGAGCCAGGUAGAGUGGAGGAGAUGCUUGCUGAAAAGGAUGAGAACUGUGACCCCAAGGCUCUGGACGGACAGGAUAGCCUGAGUAGGUACAGCAAACGGAGGAUUCGAAGGUCAGUCAAGCUUAAAGAUUACAAACUCCUUGGAGAUGAAGAUGACCAGUGUUCCGUCAAGAGGACAUGUGGAAGGAAAAAGCGUGCCAGUGGUCCUGAGGCCCAGUGUAAAGACUGUGGCAAAGUCUUUAAGUAUAAUCACUUUUUAGCAAUCCACCAGAGACGCCACACUGGGGAACGACCCUUCAAAUGUAAUGAGUGUGGGAAGGGCUUUGCCCAGAAGCACUCCUUGCAGGUCCACACCAGGAUGCAUACAGGGGAGCGGCCGUACACCUGCACCGUGUGCAGCAAGGCACUGACCACCAAGCACUCACUGCUGGAGCACAUGAGCCUGCACUCAGGGCAGAAGUCUUUUACCUGUGACCAGUGUGGAAAAUAUUUCAGCCAGAAAAGACAGCUAAAGAGCCAUUAUCGAGUCCAUACAGGCCACUCACUACCAGAAUGCAACCACUGCCAUCGAAAAUUCAUGGAUGUGUCUCAACUAAAGAAACAUCUGCGAACACACACAGGUGAGAAGCCAUUUACUUGUGAAAUCUGUGGGAAAUCUUUCACAGCAAAGAGUUCCCUUCAGACCCACAUCAGAAUCCACCGAGGAGAAAAGCCGUACUCCUGCAGCAUCUGUGGCAAGUCCUUCUCUGACUCCAGUGCCAAGAGGAGACACUGCAUCCUACAUACAGGCAAAAAGCCUUUCUCCUGCCCUGAGUGUAGCUUACAGUUUGCUCGAUUAGACAAUUUGAAGGCUCACUUGAAAAUUCACAGCAAAGAGAAACACACAUCGGAUUCCAGCAGCGUUUCUGGCAGUAAUGCUGACGAGGUCCGAAGCAUUCUUCAGCUACAGCCAUACCAGCUCUCCACCUCAGGAGAGCAGGAGAUUCAGCUUCUUGUGACUGAUUCUGUGCAUAACAUUAACUUCAUGCCAGGCCCCAAUGAGGGGGUCAGCAUUGUGGCUGCUGAGAGCUCUCAGAACAUGGCCACGGACCCAGCUGCUAACCUUGCCCUGCUCACACAGCAGCCGGAGCAGCUGCAGAGCCUGAUUCUUUCUGCUCAGCCGGAGCAAACAGAGCAUAUUCAGAGCCUCAGUAUGAUUGGAAGCCAGAUGGAGCCUUCACAGGCGGAGCCGGUGCAAUUAAUCACACUUUCCAAGGAGACGCUGGCACUGGCGCAUCUGCAUGCCCACCAAGGGCAAACAGAGGCGCUCCGCUUGGCAGCAGAUGCUUCUGAUCCAGCUCAGCACCUGCAGCUGACUCAGGAGCCUGAUCCACCCCUACCCACUCCACUAGGCCAAGAACAGAGCUGACUCAAACACAUGACUGACCAUUCCACUGGACCCUUCUGUGCCAGCAGUGACAGGCUCACCCCUUGGGCCACCAUCUUACAGAUCCUUAAAGAUGUGACAGCUAGCCAACAGAUUAUUUAUAAUGGGUUCCAUUGAGUCGGAAUCUGUGUGUUGACAUGUGUGCACAAUCUGUUUUAUCUAUAAUACCAAUUCAUAUUUAGCAUUUAAAUAUCGAUGAGGGGUUCCACUUUCAUCUACUAUGUCUCUUAAAGAUGGGUAGUUUUUCUUGGGAGCAUUGAUUUAGACUUUUCUGCUAGUGUUGAAUGUUCACUGCCAUAGAGUGUGAUCUUCUUUAGAACAAAAAGUCAUAUGUAGGUUGAAUCUUUGGGUAUGGUGGUUAGUUCCAUUUCAUUAUUUCUAUUAGGCAGUAUACUUGCCAGUCCAAAACAAGUCAGGACUGACAUGUACUUGAUUACAGCAAGCAGGAGAUUUUCCCUCCAGAAACUCUUAAAUAGCACCUCUUAAAUUUUAUCUUUGUGUGGCUCAGUGGGCUAAUCCUGUUGCACUGAAGGUAGAUUCAAAGUUGAAAACCAUACUCGUGAUAUGAAAGCCAAAUGUAUUUUUUGUUUGUUUUUCGAAACAGGGUUGCUCUGUGUAACAGCCCUAGCUGUCCGAGACUCAUUUUGUAGACAAGGCUGGUCUCGAACUCACAGAGAUCCGCCUGCCUGUGCCUCCUGAGUGCUGGGAUUAAAGGCAUAUGCCAUUACCACCUGGCACAAAGUGUUGUUUGAAAUUUUUUGAGUUCCAUUUUCUGCAGAACAUGAAUUUAUACAUUUUUUAAAAGAAGCAGGCUGUUUGAAGUAUGAAACUAAAUCAGUAUACUAGUUCCAAAUAAACCAAAGUUUGUCAGAUAAUGACUUGAUGUUCAUGAAAAAGGUUCUUAAUUACCUGGAACUUGAAAGUUUAUUCAAUAUAAGUCUUCAUUACACUAUUAAUUCUCUUGAUCUCAAAAUACUGAUUUACAUGUUCAAUCUUAGAACUUCCUAGAAGUGGAAGUGUGCAGUAAUCUAUUCUUAUUGAACUCUAGGUGAAACUCCAACACACCGUUUAAUCUUGAGCCUCAGGGUGGAGUAGCCAGCCUGUGCCUAUGAUUGUGAGUCUUUCAGAUCAUCACCGAAGGUUAAGUUAUGUUUGGGUUGUUUUCAAGAUCACUACAUUCAGUUGAAUUCUUCGUUAAUGUCUCAUAGGGUGGGCAGUGAUGUCUGAGACAGAGACAGGGUUCAGGUAACAUAAUGGGGAUAAGAAGUGUAUUCAAAACCAACAUCUGCUUCAUGUCAGCUGCUUUCUUAUCUUACUGCUCCUAUUCCCACUGAAAUCCAGUGGUUUUGGCAUACAGGAUUUUUACAGAAAUAGAUAAUUCUUCAGGUUACAGAUAAGAUCAAAGUAUUUUUGUUGCAUAUUUACCAAGUUGUAUUUUACUAUACAAAAUUUACAAAUUGAGUUACCAAGGUAGUAGAUAGAUAUGUAUCAGCUAAAGUAAUAUGAAACUGGACCUGACGAGAGCAGACUUUUUACAAAUACUGUUUUAGUAUUUUAGAUUCUUGAUUUAUUCAUUUAAACGCUGUACUCAUUGUGCAUUUGUGUGAGCUCGGGAUAUGUGUGUGCACAUGUGUGGAGGCUACAGGAGGACAUUGGCUAUCCUGGCAUGUCACUCUUCCUUAUUUCCCUGAGACAGGAAUCUGGAAGCAGGUGUCCAGCAAGCCUCUACCUCACAGCAUUGGGCUACAAGCACACAAGGCCAUUUUCUGGAUUUUAAUUUGUGUGUUGGGGUCCAAGCUCCAGUCUUUAUAUUUGCACAGCAAGUGCUCUUACCCACUGAACAUGUCUCUAGCCCCUGUUUAUUCCUAAAACACAAAGUCUUUAUGUUGCUUUCAAAACCUCCUAAUACUCUUUUCUCAAAAUUCUACAUUGUAUUAAAGUAAAUUAUUUUUUUUUCACUCUA